UACAAUCAGUUUAAAUACUAUCUAGAUAAUUAUCUUCACUUUAAAUUUAGACAAUAUCUUUUAGUUUGUGAAUUGAUAACCUCUGAGAAGUGAUAGAGCUAUAAUCCGCUGGCUGAAGGAGAAAAGGACAACUCACCGAUUACGAAAAGUUGAGUCUCUCUCAUAACAAAAAAAAAACCAAACAGCACAUAGCCCAUUCCUCUCCUCUAUCCCCAUUUUUUUUCCUUCAUUGAUCUAUCUCUCCCUAGAUGGACCAACAAGAACUCACCCGGGCCCUUACGGCGAAAGACACGUCUAGCGUUGUAGGCUUGUUGAUUGACUUGCACACGGAGCUUGACAGCCACACAAUUGCGGAAGAAACUGGACAAGAUCUGGACACUACACAAGAGCAUGAUUUCAACUACUCUGGCUGUUUGGACCAGCUCACGUCCAUCUACGAUACAUACACCAAGGAGGAAACAACAACAAAUAAGAAGAAGGCUACCACAGCAGAUGAAGGAGACACCGAUCCGGAUCUACAAGCCGAAUCAUCCAUUGCCCUUUCCAAGAUUCUCUCUCGUGAUUUUGUGUUGACUUUCCAUCACCUUCCAACAAAAGUGUACGACUUUGCCAAUCUGUUGCUCGGGAAAUUGGCCGUCAACAACGAUGAGUUACUUGACCCACACGCGCAAGUGGCUGUGAUUCUUCUCAUUGAUCUUUUCGAGUCCUUCCCCACUUCCUUGGGCUCAUUGAUAAGCUUUGCCGUUUCCCAAAUCUACAAAAUCAUCAAGAAACUGCCACAUACCGCCAGUCACUCCAUAGUGUAUCUUCUCGCAACCAUCACCGAGAAUGCCACCAAGUUUGACAUUGACGACAAGCUUCAACAGAAGCUUUUGAAGCUUGUUUCGAAGGCGGUCGUCUCAGUGCCAAUUCUCACACAACAACGGGACGACGCUGAAAGCAGCACCCAUACAGUGUCAACUACAGUGCUAAGCAAGAGAAAUUAUGUCUUGGUGUUGAAAAAUUUGCUUAUACUUACAGUUUCCACCCAUUACGAGGGACUUUUGGCUCUUUCCGCCAGUCUGCUGGGUGCUGGUCUGAAAUUGAAACCGGAACAAAUCAUGGUCCAACAGCAUACCUUCCAAACUUCCUUGUUGACCCAGUAUGAAAAAGUUAUCACUUUUGGACUCACCAACUUUGUUCAAGAAAUUAGACUUGCCACCGUUGAACUUUUGGCCCAUUUGUUUGUAAAUUUCAUCCCUACUGGGAAAUUCCUGGCCAUGGAAUAUCUUGUGAAGGAAUACAAAUUCCCAGAAUUGAAUGAUUGGGAUUUAUCUACCAAUAGAGAAAGGGAUGAAUUUUCCGAAAGCUCCGAUAAUACAAGUGUUUCGAAUGGUGGUGUAACAUCCCGUGCCUUCAAUUCUGUCGCCUCUCAUGAUAGCACUGCUAUCAUCAAUGUGUCCACCACACAACUACUUCACCAGAUCAGUAUAUCGGAAACAAUUGUCUUGUACGUUCAAUUGGAACAAUUCCAAAACUUGGACUACUUAUCCAACAACUUGAUAAGCCAUUUGGAUUUAAUCUUGACGAAAUUUGGUGAACUUAAUGUUGCUAUAAACCAUAUACAGAACCAGCAUUGGUCCAAGGUGCUUGCCCAAUGGACGAAAUUGGUUGGAUUUAUGAUUCGGGAAUGUGGCUCAAGCUCACAUGAAAUGCUCUUGAGUUACAUAUCAGAGAAAUUUAACGGGAAAAAUGGGUUGGGCCAAGGUGCUGGAUCUUCCGAACAACCUAAUUUUUUGAGUAAGGAUAAACGUAGAGAAUCUGGACUCUUUAGCUUUAAAUCCGGCAAACUUCACCAAAAGAAACAAGCGAGAGAAUUAAAGAUUAAAGAAAUCAAUCCUUUUACAAAUCCUUAUCAAUGUUACUUUCUUCUCAAGAUUCUUGAUAAACUUCUUCCCUUGGGGAUUAAUUUUACCAGUAUGAAUAAGGAAGAAUCGACCAUCACUGAGGAUGAAGAAGAUGGUCGGUCCGGAUCAUCAACUGAAGAACCAUUCAUUAGAGAUAUUCUUUUCAAGUUGAUUCUCAACAAUAACCAAUACAUUAGAAACUAUGCCUUAAAGACCUUUUUGGUUUAUGCCGCAAAUAAUGAAGUAGAAGUUAAUCAACUCAUUCUUAAGACUUUCAAUUUGAUCAAUGCUGAAUUCAAAUCAACAAGCUCCACUACUACGUUUGUCAACAAUUCCAAUGAAAAUAUGUCUUCUUCUCUUAAGGUACGUUUGAUUAGCUAUUCGUUGACUUUACUGUCAUUUUUGAAGCAGGCCAACUACACAGACUUGCAAACGUCGACUAUUGUAAAGAUUUUGAGUUUCUGUACCCAGAACUUGAAGCUGAACAAUCACAGUAGCAACUCUCAUUUGAAGAACUCAUCAUGUUGGAUUAUUUUGACUGCUCUCGUGACCAUGUACAACGAUUCAGAUUUUGUUAAAUUGAACUCGUCUUCAUUCUUGGUGUUCUGGAAGAGUUUACUUACCACCCAAUACAUUUCCACCAAUACUUCAGGAGAAAAUGAAGAAGUGGACGUUAUUAACAACUUGCAGUUGAGAAACUUCAGUUUGGUAUGCUUAUUGAACUAUUUGAACACAGCAGAUAUGACCCCAGAGGCAUUGAAACAAUUCCAACUCUUGCUUGCCAAAUCGUACAAUUAUUUGACCCAUUUAGAAAACAUCUAUGAACUGGUUGGAGCAGUGACCAAUUUCAACAAUCAAAGAUUUAAUGAAAAUGACUAUAAUGUGAAUUUAUUGAACAAUAUUCAAUACGGUGAUGAUUGUGACGUGUUGCUGUCUGAAAAACAAUUGAUCAGUUUGAUUCUCUACAAUAAAAAGAUUCUUUUCCAGCUGUACACCAAAAUUGCCGGCAUGCUUAAGAAUGACAUCAAUUCGAACAUGGUCAUCUUCCUCUUGAAGAUUUUCAGUGAUUCGAAGAUAUUCUGUAGGACUUCGAGCACUUCAGAGAUAGCCAAAGAAAAACUGAAGUCUUCCAAAAAUAAGAGCGGUAAGGAUAUUUUAAAUGAUUAUGACGAGUCUGCCAUUCUUUUACAAGAAGAUUAUAACUACAGCUUUGGGGUGACUAGUAAAUGGAUUCCUUCAACCAGCGAGGUUGACGAGUUAAAGGUUAAACACUCGGAAUCUCAAUCUGUGACAACUUUGAGGGAAUCCAAUACAAGUUUCUUGUACCAAGAUCCGUUUGGAACCACUGGAGAAUGGUUCAAAUCUUUUGAGGAUCUUGUUUACCAGAACACUGAUAAUAGUAUUAACUAUGAUACUAGCGCUUUUGUAUUACAGGAAUAUUCCCAACAUCAACAAUAUUCUACCAAUUUAACCACAUCUUUAGUUGAUUUGUCCAUUGAGCUUUUCCAGAUUGUUUUCCCAUUCCUCGCACACAAGAUUCAAAUGUCAUUACUCGAACAAAUGCGUAACUCUCUUACAGGUUCUGGUAGUAUAGAUCCAUUACGUCUUAAGGCUGUUGGGAUCAACAUUUCCAUUGUAGCUUAUGGGUUAGCACAUGGAAAUCACAAGAAGGCUCUUGACAAAGAUAUUGUAGCUGUUUUAUUAGACAUUUUGUCAAAGGUUCAGACCAAAAAUAAACAGCUCAUGGAAUUAAAUUGUCAAUCUGUUGGUGCCUUUGCAAAAUCUAGUGAUCCAGCUACUGUGAAUAUCCUUAUUAAUAAAUUCAUUGCCGAUAUUGUUGGUGAUACUGACCCUUAUAAGCGUGGACAAUCAAUUUUAAGUUUGGCCCAUAUUUAUCAAAACACAGACUUAGAAUUUGGUGAAAUCUUCAAUGUAACCCAGCAGUUACUUGCCGACCCAAACCCAAUUGUUUACUACUACUCUUUACAAACUAUGCAAGUUUUAUUCGAAAAGAAUUUGGAAAAUUUGCAUUUAAUUGCUGAAGUUUUGGGAAAAGUCUAUGACAACUUUUUGAAUAAUAAUUUUGGAUAUGAUAUCAGUAGUAAGAUUUUGAUUAAUUCCAAAUGUCAAUAUAGUGGCGUGGGUCAAUUGUCUGCCUUGCUCAGAUUGUUCGUUACUAUUUUGGGUCCCAACUUACGCGAAGAAUCAAGUGGAGUUAGACUACAAUUGAAGAACUUGUUGAUCUUGUUGAGAGUAGGUGUUGGAUGUGUGACCAAUCAGGAUAGUUUCCUUGUGAAUAAAAACUUACUUCUUCUCUUCCAGGAACUUGUCAUCUUUGAUCCAACCCUUAUCGAAGAGGAAGUGCAAUUUAUCACAAGAUAUGUAGUUCUGGUGAUCCUGAAGAACGUCAAGGUAGGUUUAUCAUGUACAUCUGCGACCUCUCAACAACGAGAACUGCUUUUCCCUUUCAAUUCAAGUUUUGAGCUUUAUAAAUUGGCAUAUGUUUGCUUUGCCGAGCUUAUCAAGAUCCAUGGACCGGAAAAGAUUUUGAGCAAAAGUGCUGUAAACUUGUUAUGGAUAAGUAUGAACAUGAAACCAUGCGAAGAACUGAAAGAAUUGAUUAGAUUUUGGCUUGGAUCAUCCAAUUAUGAUGCUCACUGGUUCAACACUUUGAGUUCCAUAUUCAAGAUUUCAUCGAAAAAAUUAGUUGCGCCAUUCAUAGAAGUGAACUAUCAACAAAAGUUGUUACCAUUGCUGCAAAGACAAAAGAAGAAAGCUGCUGGUGUGUCCAAGGCUGUGAUAUUUAGAGAUGAAGAAAUUGAAAAUAUCGUCAGCGAAGAUGCUACUUCCUCUGACAAAAACGAACCAAUCACUUGGGAAUUCAAAUUAUUCAUCUUUGAAUUAUUGAACGAAUUAUUAUUGGCAGCUUCAAGGAAUGAUCAACUUCUUCAACAUUUGAAAUUGAAGAUCCAAGAUAUUGUAAAUAUAUCGUUCUUGGGUUCAACAUCUCCAAUUUCAGAGAUCAAGUUGCAAGGGGUAAAGUUAUUAGACAAGGCUCUUCUGGUUUUUGGAGACAUACCUGAUCCAUUAUACCCAGGCGUAUCCAUUUUGGAACAACAACAAGCACAGAUUAUUAGUGCAUUGAUGCCAUGUUUCAGUCCAGACAGUGGAGCAUCGAUUAUCGUGGAGACCAUUAACAUCUCAUCCAAGUUUAUUAAUCUUCCAAGAAUUAAGUUUUAUUCCAAGCAGAGAAUUUUAAAGACUUUGAUUGAUUUAUUGGAAGAAUUGUCAUCGAAUAAAUUUUUAAGAUUUGAUUAUUUGGAAAAUAUGUCCGAGUUCAACAAGAAGUCUAUUCAAUUAUCUAUCUUGAACUGUUGGGCCAUCUUGAAAAUUGAUGAAGAUAUUUUGGGUAAUGCAGCUGAGACAGAACUUACCGAGACUUUGGAUAAAUACUCAGACUUGCUCACUUCUCUCUGGAUACUUGUACUUCGCGAGUACUCCACAAUAAAAUUCAAUGAAUCCUCAUCCUCAGAAAAGGAGAUUGCGAAUUACAGCAACUAUUGGAUAAAUUUCAUCAGUGUGUUGAGUUUAGAAUUGGGUAAGAAUGACCAUUUCAUUAGAGACACUUUAGGAGAUGAUGCUGGAAAUUUCUUCUUUAUCCUAUUCAGUCAAUGUGUUGAAUCACUUGUGAAGAACAAAAACGUUACUGAAAUCUUAGUGUCCAUGAAUAGACUAGUCAAGAGUCAAGAUCUUAUUGUUUAUAUUUUUAAUGAUGAGAUAUUUGGCGAGCUUGUCGAUUUAUUUGAUCGGUUAAUUUUAAUUGACGAAGAUCCCGAAAUCAAGUCUCAAGUGAUUGAAAUUGUUAAUGGAAUGUUUAAUACAUAUUUUGAUAUACAGAGUGAUCUCACUGAAGGUCUUGAUAAACUUUUUGAAUUGAUUAGAGUUUCAAUGCUACCACUUUUCAACAUCUUGCCUAUUUUAAAGAGCGAUUACGAUCCAGAAAACAAGGAAUCACAGUAUGCAUUGAAACAUGCAGACAGCGCUCCAAACUUGUUGAUGUUGAAGAAAUGUUUCAGCAGCGUCGUGGAAAUGAUGUCACGAUUCCCAGAUUUAGUUAAAGUUGAUUUGUAUUCUUGUUUGUUGUUUAUGUUUGCAAAAGUAUACGAAUAUGGUAAUCCAUUAUUGAUCCUGACGGUUCUUCUGCAUUUGAAACAAGUUCUUGGUGAGUCCAAAAACUUUGCCAAUGUCGAUCUUGUGACUCCUUUCAGUGGUUUGAUCCAAAGCCAUUACCAAAUAAGUGCCGACAAUGUAAAUUCAGUUUUGACCAGUAUGGUGCUCAUUACGACUGGAGAUGUACAAAUUCUGAAGGAAAACUCUCAACGUCUAGGUGAUGCCUUGGUAGAACUCUUGGCCAAUGCAAACUCUGCGACGAUGGCAGUCCAUUGCAUUAAGACCUUGAUACAAUACUCCGGGACUCAAGUGCAACUACCAGUUGUUCGUUUCUUGAUCAAGGCAAUGGUCGAGGUGUUGGUUGAAGGCACCAGUGAGAUUGACAACAAGGUUGCCAUGGAGAUUCUUCUUGUGUUUGCCAAGAGCAAACAUGAAGAAGAUGGUGUACAGAUUUAUAGUUUGUUGGUUCCUUUGUUACUCAAGUUGGGCGACGGUGGUGAAUUAGACUCCACUUACGUUCGCGGGAAGGUGACCUCAUUAGUCGAGCUGAAUGCAACUGCUUUCAAAGUGGUGUUGAACGAUGUCUUAACCACAGAACAAAGAGCUCAAAUUGAAGACUUGGUCAAGGGCCGCCCUGGUGCAGUGAACCAAAGUUUACCUGAUGAGCAACCAGAGAUCCAAUUAAAAACAUUUGGAGAAAAAUAAAAUGCU
Messenger RNA from [Candida] anglica, 6767 nucleotides. The record is from the annotation of a GenBank genome assembly. Lineage: Eukaryota; Fungi; Ascomycota; Pichiomycetes; Serinales; Debaryomycetaceae.